Entelurus aequoreus (snake pipefish) is the source of this 2083-nucleotide messenger RNA. Its product is annotated as IST1 homolog. NCBI's taxonomy places the organism in Eukaryota, Metazoa, Chordata, Actinopteri, Syngnathiformes, Syngnathidae. The transcript has 10 exons. Bases 149 to 1144 code for a protein of 331 amino acids. Gene Ontology annotation, biological process: protein transport. The record is from RefSeq and is a predicted model, not a curated record.
GCGGGCAGAACUGGGCCCCGGGCCUUGAGUUUGACACCUGUGGUUACACACCCCAACGGGGGAAAAAAACGCAUGACGUCACACAAGCUAAUCACGGAAGUGGCAAUUGAGUUACUGUGAAGCUACUGACAGAUCAGAGCCACCAGAGAUGCUCGGCGGAGGCUUCAAAUCGGAGAGGUUAAGAGUCAACCUCCGGCUUGUCAUCAACCGACUCAAACAUCUUGAGAACAAGAAAACUGAGCUUGCUCAAAAGGCUCGCAAGGAGAUUGCAGAUUACCUGUCAUCGGGAAAAGAUGAGCGGGCGCGGAUCCGUGUGGAGCAUAUCAUCAGGGAGGACUAUUUGGUUGAAGCCAUGGAGAUUCUGGAGCUUUACUGUGACUUGCUACUGACACGCUUUGGCCUCAUUCAAUCAAUGAAGGAGCUAGAUCCGGGCUUGCAGGAGGCGGUGUCCACCCUUAUCUGGGCAGCUCAUCGCCUCCAGUCAGAGGUGGCAGAAUUAAAGAUUGUAUCAGACCAGUUAUGUGCAAAAUAUAGCAAGGAGUAUGGCAAGCUGUGCAGGUCAAACCAGAUUGGAACAGUUAAUGAAAGACUGAUGCACAAGCUGAGUGUGGAGGCCCCUCCCAAGAUCUUGGUAGAGCGCUACCUGAUUGAGAUUGCCAAGAACUAUAAUGUGCCGUAUGAACCCGAUGCCAUGGUCCGGCCUGAGGUGAAUCAUGGGGAAGAAGCUGACCUGAUUGAUGUGAACAAUUACAAGAAGUCUGGAGGAGGAGGAGGUUUUACUGCUCCUGCCAUGCCCAUGCCUAUGUCUGCACCUUUCAACUACCCACCUCCCAAAGGAGCAGAACCACCCAAUCCACCCAUUGGAUUCAGCUUAACGCAACCCAUGGGAGGAGGGCAGCCCCCUCAGCUGCCCACUUCUCCCCCCACAUACGAGUCUAUUGAUGACCUAACACACAGAAACAUUCUUCCUUUCCAGGCCACAGGUCCUUCACCACAAAUAUUUGACAACAACGCUCUCCCAGAGCUUCCUUCUGUGCCUGACACGCUCCCGUCAUCCUCCUUGGGCGGGAAAACCACAACUUCGGACGACAUCGACUUUGAUGAUCUGACAAGACGCUUUGAAGAGCUGAAGAAGAAGACCUAAGAGUGAUGUUCAUCAUUGACAUUAGAAGUAAAACAUGCUCAAAGCUCAAAAUUUACUAAAUAUACAUAUAACAUGAUACAUUUAAUCUCAAGUUUCUAAUCAGCUAUUUCCUGUCAGGUAGACCAGUAUAUAUUUUACUUCCUAGAGUUAUUUACAUAUAAUUAUUCCUGUUUCAUAUUGCCUAGCGUCACUAUUUUAACAUCCACCUUUUGAUGGUUUGACUUAUGUAUUUAUGUUUCAAAUAACAGACUAGCCUUGGUUAUUUGCACGGGAUGUUACUGUCAAUGGACCACGUUUGCCUAGUUGUUCAUCACUCACCAGAGGCCUUGCCAGUCUGUAAAUGGAUAGCGCGUCAUGCAUUUGCUGGCCAUCAAGACUGAAUACAAGUCCAAUUUUCUACAGUUUAUGCGUCACUUUAUUUACUGUACCCGUGAACAAUUUGGUGAUGUUUGUUUGCUUGUGAGAAUGUAUCAAUGUUGCUGUCAUGUACAGUACAUGCCAUGUGUCCUCUAGCCCAAUGUUACCCAACCUUAAUGGAUCCAAGGCACAUAAUUUACAUUAGAAAUCUCACGCACACCACCAAACUAAAAUAUCACAAAAAGUAAUAGGUACCUUCUGCCAUCUAAUGGAAGAGCAUACUUGUUUUGCCUGUCACUACAUGUUGCUAGUAUAGAUAGAUGGAAACAAUAAUUUCAGAUGUUUGGACAAAUGAAAGUUAAUUUGGGUCAUUUUUAAUUUCAAGGCACACAAAUCUGCCACAAUACAGUGGUUGGGAUUCACUUCUUAAACUAAGCCACUCAUUUCAGCUUGCACGGCUAAGCCUUGGGGAAAAUGUCACAAGGUUAAUGACCCUAGCGAAAAUGCUUCCCUCACUUGCUUUCUGUAUUGGACUGUUGAAUGUUGUCCUUACUUAAUUAAAGUCUAUUUGGAAUUACAAAA